Molecule: messenger RNA, 1341 nt
Organism: Hyposmocoma kahamanoa
Lineage: Eukaryota; Metazoa; Arthropoda; Insecta; Lepidoptera; Cosmopterigidae
Exons: 1
Coding region: 96-1262 (388 amino acids)
Source: RefSeq, a predicted model, not a curated record
GUGCGAUCGGAAACGGACGCGCUGCACUACUUUGUGAGAAUUAUUUUAAUUCGCGAUUUUGCGCGGCUUAGGCUGCUGCAUGUACGUAAGUGACAAUGUGUUCCCAACAACUCAUUGUCAAUGAGUUUCUGGCAUUCGUGCAGAAUGCCAUCGACACAAUGGAUGAAGUCAGCAUCGAGCAGAUCUGCAAAUCUAAUUUCAACGAAGAUGAGAUUUGCAGUGGCAAGAUGCUGCUGUUCCAGAGCUGCGGCAAAGCGCAGCAGAUGCCAUCUCGUCGGAGGGAUGGAGGCUUGAAGAGUGUCCAGGAUGUUACUGCAUUCUUGAAGAAUACCGAUCCGGACGACGUGCCUACUUUCGUGGCGAAGGAGCUGCACAAGUUGCCUCCGGUCACCUUUGACCACGUCGACGUCACCAGGCUGUUAAAGGACAUCACGUCCUUGAAGUCGAGUUUGGCUGAAGUUCAGUCAAAAUUGGAGGCGUCGGAUAACUCCAUAAGUGAGCUACGUGCCGAAGUUGCGUUGUUACGCAACCCCGCUUCGGUAUGUAGGUCACCGACAGUCUCCUACGUCAACACGCGUCGCGGGGCGCGAAAAGCAUCCGUCGGCAGUAUUGAGUCGGCUCGUAUGUCGCCGGUCAUUGCUGUUGUCAAUGCACCGUGCCCCCCUGCCCGCCCCUCCGCCUCGGAGGUUACGUCACCCGUAUGCACGUCAUCGCCCGGGCGUGCAUACGCCGCUGUUGCCGCGACUAUUAGCAGCGGAACCGCGACUUCAAAACCCGAGUUGCGGAAAACUGCAAAGGGCGGUAGUAAACCCCGAAUGCCUGUCUCUGGAAUCGCAGGUGCCAAAUCUCAGAGGCAGACCGACAGGUGCGACGAGGACGGCUUCACAAAGGUGGAGAAGAGAAGAAAGAAACCCACCAGGCGAAAUCUAUGUGGCACAGCUCUAACGGGACAGAACUUCUUGCUUCGUGCGGCCAUACCGACGACGCAGUUGUACCUGUCUCGACUGCAUUACUCCACGAAGUCUGAGGAUAUAGUGGAGUAUAUCCGGUUGAAAGCCCAAUUCACCCUGAGGGUCGAACGUUUGGAGUCUCGCCACAACGUUAACUUUAAUUCUUUUGUGGUGAGGGUCCCAACGGCCCAUCUGUCGACCUUCAUGCAGGUAGAGUUUUGGCCGAAGGGUGUCAGGUUCCGGCGGUUCAGAGGAACGAUACAUGACACUUGUUUGCGUCACACGUCGCCGAAUAGUAAUUCGUGUAAAUAGUUAAUAUUUUAUAUGUAUGUUAGUUUGUAAGGUAUGUAUCAAUAAUAAUAAUAAUAUGUAUGUUAGUCUGUAAGGUAUU